AUGUGGAUGGGGCGAGGCUGUGACAUCAAGGGGCGGGUCUAUGACGCAGCAAUUGCAGAUCGUGUUGUGUUUGCGGCGCAAUGGACGGCUUCCAGGAGGAGUUCAAGCACUUUGCCACGGAGGCGAUACACGCGGGCCAGGAGGCAGAGCAAUGGAACUCUAUGGCCGUCGUACCCCCCCAUAAGCCUUUCCACCACGUUCAAGCAGUUUGGCCCUGGAGAACAUGCGCUUGUAUGGAUAGAAACCCCAACAAAUCCAACUUUAACAGUGAUUGAUAUCAAGGGCUGUGCUGAUAUUGUUCACAAACACAAAGACAUUAUUCUAGCAGUGGACAACACAUUCCUGUCUGCUUAUUUCCAGCGUCCCUUGGCUCUAGGAGCAGACCUCUGUAUGUAUUCUGCAACCAAGUACAUGAAUGGUCAUAGUGAUGUUGUCAUGGGGUUGGUGUCUGUAAAUUGUGACAAGCUGUAUGAAAAGCUAAAAUUUCUUCAGAAUUCGUUGGGAGCCAUUCCAUCCCCUUUUGAUUGUUACCUUUGCAAUCGAGGUUUGAAGACCCUGCCUCUGAGAAUGCAGAAACACUUUCAGAAUGCUUUAACUGUAGCAAAAUUUUUGGAGGCAGAUCCUCAUGUAGACAAGGUCUUAUACCCAGGGCUGCCAUCUCAUCCACAAUAUGAACUUACUAAACGACAGUGCACUGGUGUGUCUUGCAUGAUUACAUUUUAUGUUAAAGGAAAUCUUGAACAUGCAAAGACAUUUCUUAAGAGCCUAAAGGUUUUUACAUUGGCUGAGAGUCUUGGAGGAUAUGAAAGUUUGGCUGAGCAUCCGGCUAUCAUGACACAUGCUUCAGUUCCAGAAGAAGACAGAGCAGCACUGAAUAUUAGUGACACUUUAAUCCGCCUUUCUAUAGGCUAAGAAGAUGUGGAAGAUCUAAUUGAAGAUUUAGAUCAAGCUUUAAGGAGUGCUCCCUCUUCAAAUGUAUUAGUAUCCAUCAAAGCUCAACAGGAAAUCUUAAGAGUAAAGAGCUCCUUUAAUCUGGGCUUUUACUUUCCAGAUUUCGUCUGGACAAAAUCUGGAAAGUAA
This is a messenger RNA of Xenopus laevis (African clawed frog), 1080 nucleotides long. It is a transcript of the gene cth.S, whose product is annotated as cystathionine gamma-lyase S homeolog. The transcript has 10 exons. The record is from RefSeq and is a predicted model, not a curated record. NCBI's taxonomy places the organism in Eukaryota, Metazoa, Chordata, Amphibia, Anura, Pipidae.